AUGAAGCGGCGUCGUUACGACAGCGACGACGACGACGAUGACGGCGACCUGGACGGGCCGCUGCUUCCGUACGCGUUGGACGACAGAAAUGAAUUUCUGAUGGCGAUGGGCGUGGGCGGGCAGGAGCCCAGCGAGGCGAGUGCCAAGGGUUCAGAAGGAGAGAAGCAUCUGCGGGGAGACUGCACAGAGAAGGAAGACCAAGAGACAAUGCGGCGAGAAGAGCAGAUAGAGUCCGCUUUGCCUUCUUCAACGCUCGCUGAACGAUUGCAACACAUGGCGCUUCGUGACGAUCAUGACAUCCCGGAGCAUUGGAGGGGCGUGCUCUCCGAGAACCUGCUGCAAGUCUACUUCACGACGCUGAGUUACGCAGAGACGAAGCGCACGGUGGAUGAUAAGCUGUUCUCUCAGUACACCCCUUACGAUGUGAAGCGAUACCCACCGCUUGGGCGUCCCUCUGAACGAGUGUGGGAGAAUGCGUUUGGCAUCAAGCCCGGUUGGCGCUGGGACGGUGUGGUUCGUGGUGUUGGAACGUUGUAA
Messenger RNA from Trypanosoma conorhini, 537 nucleotides. RefSeq lists its product as uncharacterized. The record is from RefSeq and is a predicted model, not a curated record. The transcript has a single exon. Bases 1 to 537 code for a protein of 178 amino acids. NCBI's taxonomy places the organism in Eukaryota, Euglenozoa, Kinetoplastea, Trypanosomatida, Trypanosomatidae.